Messenger RNA from Exophiala oligosperma, 1376 nucleotides. Its product is annotated as 3-methyl-2-oxobutanoate hydroxymethyltransferase. Gene Ontology annotation, cellular component: mitochondrion. The transcript has a single exon. NCBI's taxonomy places the organism in Eukaryota, Fungi, Ascomycota, Eurotiomycetes, Chaetothyriales, Herpotrichiellaceae. Bases 134 to 1147 code for a protein of 337 amino acids. Gene Ontology annotation, biological process: pantothenate biosynthetic process. The record is from RefSeq and is a predicted model, not a curated record. Gene Ontology annotation, molecular function: 3-methyl-2-oxobutanoate hydroxymethyltransferase activity; magnesium ion binding.
AAAACAACGACUUUCCUCAGGCCGCCGCGAUAAUUUCUUCUACGCUAUGAGUCAGAGUCAAGAGUCUGUCUUUGAUCUCUCUCUACAAUUUCAUCCAUCCAGUUCGAAACCCGGCUGAAACAGACAGACAAACAUGGCUUCGGUAACCUGCGCACGCAGGUCUUACCAGACCUUCUUCACACGGCCUCGUUACAGAACAGUGACCUCGCAAGCAGCCUGCACACGGCAACAGACUAGAUGGAGCUCACAUGCCCCUUCCUCUCCCGCUCUACUCGCCAGAGGACAGAAGCCGGUCACCAUUCAGACUCUACAGAAAAUGUACGCCGACAAGUCUCCAAUCACGAUGCUCACCGCCCAUAAUUUCCCCUCGGCCCUCAUGGCACAAGAAGCCGGCAUGGACAUGGUGCUGGUGGGUGACUCCCUGGCCAUGGUGUCCCUCGGCAUGCCAGACACGUCCGAAAUCACACUCGACGAAAUGAUCAUGUCUGCCCGAGCCGUCAGCCGAGCCGUCAACCGAUCCUUCACCGUCGGUGAUCUUCCCAUGGGCUCCUACGAAAUCAGCCCCGAGCAAGCCCUCGCCAGCGCCAUUCGCAUGGUCAAAGAAGGUCGAAUGCAGAGUGUCAAGUUGGAAGGCGGUGCCGAGAUGGCCCCUCAGAUCAAAAAGAUAACCACGGCUGGAAUUUCCGUGUGUGCACAUAUCGGUUUGACACCGCAACGACAGCACGCCCUAGGCGGGUUCCGAGUUCAAGGGAACACCCCAGGCAAAGCCAUGGCUUUGUAUGAAGACGCAAAAGCCGUUCAAGAUGCUGGUGCGUUCAUGCUGGUGCUUGAAUGUGUACCCCCCGAUGUUGCAGAGGAAGUAACCAAUGCCUUGGUCAUUCCGACCAUCGGUAUCGGUGCUGGAAACAAGACGAGCGGCCAAGUCCUGGUCCAGAUCGAUAUGUUGGGUGUUCGACCUCCUGACUCGUUCAUGCCGAAAUUCGUGAAGAGGUACGGUUCCGUAUGGGACGCUGGUGUGGCCGCGAUCCGGCAAUAUAAAGACGAGGUCACCGAUCGAAGCUAUCCUACCGCACCGUAUGUGUACAAGAGCGACGCCAAAGUGACUGAGGCCUUCAAAGCGGCAUUGAAGGGAAACGAGUCCUGUUGAGAUUUUGUUGUUCUUGAUGGCAAUGUUAAUCGCCUAUAGGAGAGAGUGCGUGACCUUAGGGGGAGUUUCUGGCGAUGAAGAAAAGAUUCCCGUGGAUUUUCAUAGCGUACGACUUAAUUUAUUGUUCGUUGCGUUUGACGUACCGUACUCUCAGAAUUUCUGACUCGUCAUCCAAAAGCGGGCGUGGUAGAAUAGCUAACAAUCAACUGAUCGUCUGUUUUGAAACACU